Molecule: messenger RNA, 2577 nt
Organism: Thermothielavioides terrestris NRRL 8126
Lineage: Eukaryota; Fungi; Ascomycota; Sordariomycetes; Sordariales; Chaetomiaceae
Exons: 9
Coding region: 74-2263 (729 amino acids)
Biological process (GO): DNA-templated transcription
Cellular component (GO): nucleus
Molecular function (GO): zinc ion binding; DNA binding
Source: RefSeq, a predicted model, not a curated record
GCUCCUGUGCACUUGUCUCCGUGUCCCAUACAAGAGGGUGUCUGUCCUGACGCGCAGUCCCAGAUGCCGCCGUAUGAGAAGCAAGUGUCUGCACGAGAAAGGAAAAUCGCCGUGCCAGGCCUGUAUCGAUGCCGGUCUUGACCCUAGCGAAUGCGUCUUCCCCGCUCGAGGUCAGCCCGACCUUGACCGCGAGUACCGGCACCCUCGAGUGAGGGCUGACAAGAGCAAGAAGCGGGAUGCUGCCAAGGCCCGCCGUGACGCCCUGGACGGCCCAGCUCCCCCGUCAAUGCCCGCAAUCCCCGCCGACGACUGGGACCUCCUGCCGCCGUUGCCCGAUAUCAUCCAGGCUGUGAACAAGUUUACGCGUCACUACUUCCAGCUGGGCUUCAUUCCGAAGCAGCAGUUUGCCGAGCGCCUGCGGACCCAACACCGGUCCAUCAGCGUGUUCUUCCUGCUCGGCAUCCUUAGCGUCUCGGCCCGGCUGACGCCGGCGCUGGUCGAGCGGUAUGGAACUGCCGUGAGGGCUUCGGAGACCUUCAUGGCGCGUGCAUCGGCGAUGGCCCAGAACGAGGUGUACAAGGAACCGACGCUGGAGAGAUGCCAGGCGUUCUAUCUGCUGAGCAUCGCGCAGCAGGGAAGCGGAUUGAAGCUCAUGAGUUCUAUCAACUUGGCGAUUGCGAUGCGGAUGGCAACUCUGAUGCAAUUGCACAGAGAGGAGACGUACGUGGUGCCGCAUCCUGCCCCAGAGCUCAUUAUCCGAGCCGAGUCUGCCCGGAGGACCCUGUGGAUGUUGCACAGUCAGGACAACCUGCACUCGGGUCCGCGGUCGCCGGUCUUGCUGUCGGCUAGCGACAUCACGGCACUGCUCCCCAGCAACGAGAAGGACUUUGCCAAUGCUCGAGUACCGCAUUCGAGGGCGGCGCUUGAGGACACUCCUCCGGCCGUGGAGAAUCCCUCCCUGGUUUCCGACGAUGGGAGAUCCCUGUUUGCUGCUCUUAUUCAGGCGCAUCACUAUUGGGGAGCCAUCUAUCGGCGAGCUGUCAGCAACAACAAGAGCGCGCGGCCGUGGGAGCCGAACAGCGAGUACGCUCGGAUGGAGAGACGGCUUACCGAAUGGGAGGCCGGCCUGCCGAACGACUACCGCUGGAGCAGCCUCCUUCUCAAGGGCUACAAGCAAGAAGGCCAGGAUCUGGCCUAUUUGGGGGUUACCAUGAUUACACGUCUCUGCAACAUCGUUAUCCGAAAGGCGUACUUGCAUGAGAUGAUAUCUCAUGACAGGUCAGACCCCGAGAUGACAACUUUUUGGACCGGCAUGGCCCGCAAACUCUUCUGGAACGUCAACGCUCUCUACGAGCAGAUCGAAACUCACUACGCUGACCGGACGCCGGAUGAGGGUCCUGGAGCACAGAUGGCGGCGUUUUGUGUCUACAGCUGUGGACUAUUGGCGUGCUAUCCGUGCAAGUUCCCAGACAUCUGUCCUGACCCAGUCAUCGCCCGCAACUCGCCCAUGAUGGUCGAGCGGAUUCUCCACAUCCUCGCCGAGAGCAGGAGCAUCUGGCCUCUGGCGUCCCGAUGGUAUGAUCUCCUUGAGAGAUUCUACAAGUCCCACAACUCCAUGACAGCUGGGGCGGAGGGCAGCAUGGCCGAUAGCAAAGAGCCAAUCCCGCAUGUCCUCCAAGCUACAUCCAGCCGCCCACCAGUGAAGCCGAUCCAACCGCGGAUCCUCGCGCCAGCCCCAGACGAAAAGAAUGACGCCCCGGUGCAAGACGGCGGCAACGUGCCCAUGCUUUCCGUCAUACAGCCGCUUGCCGGCCAGGCCGGCUAUUCCGAGCCUGGCCUCCGUCCAUCUGUGGCACCGUCCCAAGCUCCAUCCGGCGGACAGGCACCACCACCACCGCCUUCGACCGCCGGCGGCCCAAGACAGACCACGGACGGACUUGGUCUACUAAUCGAGGCCUUCGACACGCACCAGACGGCAGCUGCUGCGGCUGCGGCUGCGGCUGCGGCUGCGGCUGCUGCAGCCGCCUCUACCGCACCGGUCGGGCCGGGGACUACGAGCCCGCCUUCAGCAGGGCCGCCGCCGGGGCCGGCGUACGACGCGCAUAGCUCGGUGCCGGCGCCGCCGCAAUAUUACGCGCCGCCGGGGCUGGCAAUGAACGAUGGGUACGAGCACGAACUGGGCUACUACAUGUCUGACGGGGUGCCGCCGCCGGGGAUGCAGCAGGGUUGGGCGGACGGCGGGAAUGCGAUGUAUGGAUACUGAACUUUUUCGGCUCCCUUUGUUUUCCUGUGCGGUUUGUGCUGAAUGGAGGCUCUGCUGUGUGUCUAUCUGUCCUUGGGAGUUUUGAGGGGGAGUUAAUGGACGCCUGCUUGGCUUGGUUUGGCGGAUGGGUUGGGUUCAAAAUAACUUGUGGGAUAUGAGCUGACGCUUGCUGUAGGAAUGAGGGAAUAGGGUUGAGUGUUUCUGCUUGCCAUGACUACGGCAGGGUAGCUAGGUAGCUCAAGAUGCUGUUCCCUGCUUGUCUGGAAAGGAUGAGCACGAUUGCCCUGCUUCAACUUGAUUGUUCCGGAUAGCUA